AUGGCGUCAGUUACAGAGCAAGUGGGCGAGGUGCUGUUGGGGACGUCCGAAGAGCCCCAGCUGUCGCAGCUCACGCGGACCGCAUUUAUGAAGCACGCCCAAAAGGACGAUGAGUCAGACGAGUACUACCUCAACGAGGACCAGUUCAUUGACGCCGUCGCGCCCGAGAGUGAAGACUACCACAAGAUCAAGCGCUAUCAGUAUGGCAUUCUCUUCAUGGUUGCCGACCGCGACAGAAAAGGCAAGGUCAGCAUACAUGACUGGUCCGUCUUCCAGAACCUGCUCGCGAAACCCGACGCCGAGUACGAGGUCAUCUUCCGCUUCUUCGAUAAGAACCGCUCAGGCUACAUCGACUUCAACGACUUCUACGACACUUGGAAGGCGCACAAGACAGACGACAGCUUGCCCUUCAACUGGGAGGGCGAAUGGGCGACUCUCUACGUCGGCUCUAAGAAGAACAGACAUAGCAUGACAUAUCCUCAGUUUGCCCAGAUGCUGCGGGGCCUGCAAGGAGAGCGCGUACGACAGGCUUUCCUGCACUUUGAUAACAACAAGGACGGCUUCAUCGAGCCUGAGAACUUCCAGCGCAUCAUCCAAGACACAGCCAGCCACAAGCUGUCGGAUUACCUGCUCGAGAACCUCCCCACUCUCUGCAACAUCUCUGUGGGGAGCAAGAUCUCUUAUGCCAACGUGCGCGCCUUCCAGAACAUGAUCCAGCAGAUGGAUAUGGUUGAGCUGAUUGUACGCAACGCAACUGGCAAAAGCACUGACGGCAAGAUUACCCGCACAGACUUUCUGAAUGAGGCCGCUAGGUUGAGCCGCUUCAACUUGUACACACCCAUGGAGGCAGACAUCCUAUUCCACUUUGCUGGUCUGGAUGAUCCAUCCGGUAGACUCGGCUUGCGAGACUUUGCACGCGUCCUCGACCCUUCAUGGCACUCCGUAUACGUAACAGGAUCUGGCGCGAUAGGCGAUGCAGGUCAAAAAGCUUUCGCUAAGACAAAGACGAUAUGGCACGAUGUCCUCGAGUCCGUUCAUCAUUUUGCGCUUGGUUCGUUGGCGGGAGCAUUUGGCGCGUUCAUGGUGUAUCCGAUCGAUUUGGUGAAGACGAGGAUGCAAAAUCAGAGGAGCUCUGGAGCAGGACAUGUUCUGUACAAGAACUCGCUUGAUUGUGCAAAGAAGGUUAUCAAGAAUGAAGGUUUCCGGGGCCUCUACUCUGGCGUGCUUCCGCAGCUUGUCGGCGUAGCCCCUGAAAAGGCUAUCAAGCUGACUGUGAACGACUUGGUGCGAGGGAAACUCACCGACAAGGAUACUGGCAGCAUCAAGUUGGCACACGAACUCUUGGCCGGUGGUUCUGCAGGUGCCUGUCAAGUGAUCUUCACAAAUCCUCUUGAGAUUGUCAAGAUCCGGCUACAAAUUCAAGGUGAACUUUCGAAGAACGUCGAGGGCGUCCCCAAGCGUUCUGCCAUGUGGAUCGUCCGGAACUUGGGUCUCGUUGGCUUGUACAAGGGUGUCACUGCCUGUCUGUUGCGAGAUGUCCCUUUUUCCGCGAUCUACUUCCCAACUUACAGCCACUUGAAGAAGGACUACUUUGGCGAGAGCCCCCAGAAGUCUCUGGGUGUACUCCAGAUGCUGACAGCCGGUGCCAUUGCCGGUAUGCCUGCAGCCUACCUCACCACACCAUGCGAUGUUAUCAAGACUAGGUUACAGGUCGAAGCACGCAAAGGUGAGGCUACUUACAACGGCCUCAGGCAUUGUGCGCAGACUAUCUUCCGCGACGAAGGAUUCAAAGCCUUCUUCAAGGGUGGCCCCGCCCGUAUCAUGCGAUCGUCCCCACAGUUCGGUUUCACACUGGCUGGCUAUGAGGUGUUGCAGCGAUCUUUUCCGAUGCCCGGAUCCGCAGUAGAAGCGAGCCUCGAGCCAUCCGUUGGUCUCUCGGAAGCUAGUGCACCAUUGCCGUACCUUCGUAGCCGCAACGCGCUCAAGGUCAUCCUUGAUUUGGACGAGAACUUUGGACGACCAAAACUGCCCGCCGGGCAAAAGUUUAUGGGUAUUCCAGGAUUUGGCGGUAAGUCACAGUCAUAA
This is a messenger RNA of Dothidotthia symphoricarpi CBS 119687, 2085 nucleotides long. RefSeq names its product calcium-binding mitochondrial carrier protein-like protein Aralar1. The coding region runs from base 1 to 2085 and encodes 694 amino acids. Gene Ontology annotation, biological process: malate-aspartate shuttle; L-glutamate transmembrane transport; aspartate transmembrane transport. Gene Ontology annotation, molecular function: calcium ion binding; L-aspartate transmembrane transporter activity; L-glutamate transmembrane transporter activity. The record is from RefSeq and is a predicted model, not a curated record. Lineage: Eukaryota; Fungi; Ascomycota; Dothideomycetes; Pleosporales; Dothidotthiaceae. The transcript has 5 exons.